GAAGCCCUGACUCGAGAGUCUCUCUUGGAGUCUCUCAGCGGUUUGCCGGCCGCGCGGUUCCCUGUUCUGUGUAGCCCGCGGUUCGCCGCCCCGCUAGCCGCCGCGAUGCCGGUGUUUCACACGCGCACCAUCGAGAGCAUCCUGGAGCCAGUGGCGCAGCAGAUCUCGCACCUGGUGAUCAUGCACGAGGAGGGCGAGGUGGACGGCAAAGCCAUUCCUGACCUCACCGCGCCCGUGGCCGCCGUGCAGGCAGCCGUCAGCAAUCUCGUCCGGGUUGGUAAAGAGACUGUUCAAACCACUGAGGAUCAGAUCUUGAAGAGAGAUAUGCCACCAGCAUUUAUUAAGGUUGAGAAUGCUUGCACCAAGCUUGUCCAGGCAGCCCAGAUGCUUCAGUCAGACCCUUACUCAGUGCCUGCUCGAGAUUACCUAAUCGAUGGGUCAAGGGGUAUCCUCUCCGGCACAUCAGACCUACUCCUCACCUUCGAUGAGGCUGAGGUUCGGAAAAUUAUUCGAGUUUGCAAAGGAAUUUUGGAAUAUCUUACAGUGGCAGAGGUGGUAGAAACUAUGGAAGAUUUGGUCACUUACACAAAGAAUCUUGGACCAGGAAUGACUAAGAUGGCCAAAAUGAUUGAUGAGAGACAGCAGGAAUUGACGCACCAGGAGCACCGAGUAAUGUUGGUAAACUCAAUGAAUACUGUGAAAGAGUUACUGCCAGUUCUCAUUUCAGCUAUGAAGAUUUUUGUAACAACUAAAAACUCAAAAAACCAAGGAAUAGAAGAAGCUUUGAAAAAUCGAAAUUUUACUGUAGAAAAGAUGAGUGCUGAAAUUAAUGAGAUCAUUCGUGUAUUACAACUUACUUCUUGGGAUGAAGAUGCCUGGGCCAGCAAAGAUACCGAAGCCAUGAAGAGAGCAUUGGCGUCCAUAGACUCUAAAUUGAACCAGGCCAAAGGUUGGCUCCGUGACCCCAAUGCCACUCCAGGGGAUGCUGGUGAGCAGGCCAUCAGGCAGAUAUUAGAUGAAGCAGGAAAAGUUGGUGAACUCUGUGCAGGCAAAGAACGCAGGGAGAUCCUGGGAACCUGCAAAAUGCUGGGGCAGAUGACUGAUCAAGUGGCUGACCUGCGAGCCAGAGGACAAGGAGCCUCACCCAUGGCCAUGCAGAAAGCCCAGCAGGUAUCUCAGGGGCUGGAUGUGCUCACAGCAAAAGUGGAAAAUGCUGCCCGGAAGCUGGAAGCCAUGACAAACUCAAAGCAGAGUAUUGCGAAGAAGAUUGAUGCUGCUCAGAAUUGGCUUGCAGACCCAAAUGGUGGACCAGAAGGAGAAGAACAGAUUCGAGGGGCUUUGGCUGAAGCUCGGAAAAUAGCAGAAUUAUGUGAGGAUCCUAAAGAGAGAGAUGACAUUCUGCGUUCUCUUGGAGAAAUAUCUGCUUUGACUAAUAAAUUAGCAGACCUACGAAGACAGGGGAAAGGAGAUUCCCCAGAGGCCCGAGCAUUAGCCAAACAAGUAGCCACAGCCCUGCAGAACUUGCAGACUAAAACCAAUAGGGCUGUGGCCAACAGCAGACCCACCAAAGCAGCAGUCCACCUUGAGGGGAAGAUUGAGCAAGCACAGCGAUGGAUUGAUAAUCCCACAGUGGAUGACCGGGGAGUUGGUCAGGCUGCCAUCCGGGGGCUUGUGGCUGAAGGGCAUCGUCUGGCUAAUGUUAUGAUGGGGCCUUAUCGCCAAGAUCUUCUGGCAAAGUGUGACAUAGUGGAUCAGCUGACAGCACAACUGGCUGAUCUGGCUGCCAGAGGGGAAGGGGAGAGCCCUCAGGCGAGAGUACUUGCAUCUAAGCUCCAAGACUCUUUAAAGGAUCUGAAGGCCCGGAUGCAGGAAGCCAUGACUCAGGAGGUGUCAGAUGUUUUCAGUGAUACCACAACUCCCAUCAAGCUGUUGGCAGUGGCAGCCACUGCACCUCCCGAUGCACCUAAUAGGGAAGAGGUAUUUGAUGAGAGGGCAGCUAACUUUGAAAACCAUUCAGGAAGGCUUGGUGCCACAGCAGAGAAGGCAGCUGCUGUUGGAACUGCUAAUAAGUCAACAGUGGAAGGCAUCCAGGCAUCAGUGAAGACAGCCCGAGAACUCACACCCCAGGUCGUCUCAGCUGCCCGCAUCUUACUUAGGAAUCCUGGAAAUCAAGCUGCUUAUGAACAUUUUGAGACAAUGAAGAAUCAGUGGAUCGACAAUGUUGAAAAAAUGACAGGGCUGGUGGACGAAGCCAUUGAUACCAAAUCUCUGUUGGAUGCUUCUGAAGAAGCAAUUAAAAAAGACCUGGACAAGUGUAAAGUAGCCAUGGCCAACAUUCAGCCUCAGAUGCUGGUGGCUGGGGCAACCAGCAUUGCUCGUCGGGCCAACCGAAUCUUGCUGGUGGCUAAGAGGGAGGUGGAGAACUCUGAGGAUCCCAAGUUCCGUGAGGCUGUGAAAGCUGCUUCUGAUGAAUUGAGCAAAACCAUUUCUCCAAUGGUGAUGGAUGCAAAGGCUGUGGCUGGAAACAUUUCCGACCCUGGCCUGCAGAAGAGCUUCCUGGACUCUGGAUAUCGGAUCCUCGGAGCUGUGGCUAAGGUCAGAGAAGCCUUCCAACCUCAGGAACCUGACUUCCCGCCUCCUCCACCAGACAUUGAUCAGCUCCGUUUGACGGAUGAGCUUGCUCCUCCCAAACCACCUCUGCCUGAGGGUGAGGUCCCUCCACCCAGGCCUCCACCACCAGAAGAGAAGGAUGAAGAAUUCCCUGAGCAGAAAGCUGGGGAGGUGAUUAACCAGCCAAUGAUGAUGGCUGCCAGGCAGCUCCAUGAUGAAGCUCGCAAAUGGUCCAGCAAGGGCAAUGACAUCAUUGCAGCAGCCAAGCGUAUGGCUUUAUUGAUGGCUGAGAUGUCUCGGCUGGUAAGAGGGGGCAGUGGCACCAAGAGAGCACUGAUUCAGUGUGCCAAGGACAUCGCCAAGGCCUCAGAUGAGGUGACUCGGUUGGCCAAGGAAGUUGCAAAGCAGUGCACAGAUAAGCGGAUUAGAACCAACCUCUUACAGGUAUGUGAGCGGAUCCCAACCAUUAGCACCCAGCUCAAAAUUCUGUCCACAGUAAAGGCCACCAUGCUGGGUCGGACCAACAUCAGCGAUGAGGAGUCUGAGCAGGCCACAGAGAUGCUGGUUCACAACGCCCAGAACCUCAUGCAGUCUGUGAAGGAGACUGUUCGUGAAGCAGAAGCAGCUUCAAUCAAAAUUCGAACAGAUGCUGGAUUUACACUGCGCUGGGUUAGAAAGACUCCCUGGUAUCAAUAGGCACCUGGUUGAAACUAGCUGGCACACAAAUCCCACUAAAUGGAAUGAAAAUGAUCUGAGUUCUAGGAGCCUCCCAGAAUUGCUGGGGGGUCAAAAGCCAUAUCCUGGCUUGACCUAACAGAAAGGAAAGGAGCCUCUUCACAUUAGAAAACAUGUAUACUCAUCAUAGACACUUUGAAAUGUGUCUUGGUAUAAAGCCUGUAUUCUCAAACACAGUUAUACUCAUGCACACUUUGUCCCAACAGGCAGACUGGGUUUCUAGCCUAUGGAGACUUCAUAUAAGCUCAGAAUCCAAGAGUGAACACUAGUCAGACACCCCGCUCUGCACUUGCUCCUAGGGGACAGUUUCUGCUCUGCUUCCUUUUCCCUGCUUCCCAUUCUCUCUUCUAGGCUCCCAAGACCCAGGGCCCAGGCAAGUCAAUUAAGGACAUCACUGUGCCUCCAAAAUUUGUUUUGGGCUUUCCAUGUUGCUGCUGACCUGGCCUGCCCUCCCUGGCUGCUACCUGGGUCCUUUUCAGGAGUGAGCUUUGCUGCUGUAGGGGAAGGUGGCCUCUGGGACUCCCAGCAUAUGGGGCCUGGAUUAACUUCCUGUCCUCUCCCAAUUUAAUUCCAUACUACAAAACCAAAUUUAACUCUAUUAGGAGAAUAGUCACAGAAUCACGUGAUUCUUUCUUUACCAGAGGGAAACUUCGUAUCCCAUAUAUCUCACCUCAGCCUGCCAAGGUAGCCAUCCCAUGAACACACUGUGUCCAGGUGCUCUCUGCCACUGGAGGGGCAGAGUAGCCCAGGUGUGGCCUUGCCCAUUCUCCCAGCAGGGUCACCCCCAGGCGCUCCAUGCUUUGUCACUGCCUGUAGAGGUCUGUGCUGAGGCCUUAUCAUUCAUUCUUAGCUCUUAUUGUUCCUUCUGAGCUGAAAUGCUGCAUUUAAUUUUUAACCAAAUCAUGUCUCCUUAUCCUGGCUUUUGUAUUCUCCCCUACCAGCCCUCCUAAAUAAGAUUUUAAAGAUGUGUUUUUCCAUCUGUAAUUUUGAAAGAUCCUUUUUAUCUUUUUGAAACUCAGAAAUAAGAAUUGGUGCUUGCCCCCCAUGAGUGUUUGUUUAAUGCAACGGCAAUCCUGUCAGGAAAUGCCUACUUAAGGGAGAGGGACAGUUGCAUACUGGAAUUCUGGUACUGUAGGGGAUGAGUCAGUCCCCUAGGAAACAGUCCUCAGUAAUUCCUACCCUCCUCAAUCAGCUAUAACCAAUCCCUUGCAAUCCUCUCCUCCCUCCCAAAUAUGUUUAAGAGAAUUUGGUAUAAGAAUUAGUUAUCACCAUAAAGUCCCUAUUAGCAAAGUGAGAGAGAAGACAAGUUUUCCUUUUUUGCACUUGUCACUGCUGUCUAAGCAUUCCCCAGCACAUGAAACCAUAUUUUUUCCUAAAGCCAGAACUGGAUGAGUAAAGGAGUAAGAACACUUGCCUGAAUGUCUUUCCUUCCUUCCCACCCCCAAUAUGUGUGUUAGAUCCCAACUUCAAAUGUGUAAAAUUUGUCUUAAGUUGGUACUGUACACUCAGGCUUCCUCUAUUUCCUUUUAAUUAACUGAUAAAGAUUGUUUUUAAGGCCCUCAGCAUAUUUAUAUAGUUGCUUACCUGAUAUAAAUGCAAUAUUAAUGCCUUUAAAGUAUGAAUCUAUGCCAAAGAUCACCUUUUGUUUUACUAAAGAUUACUUAGAGGAAAUAAGAAAAAUCACGUUUGCUCUCCAAGUUCUUCCAGUGCUUUGACACUGGUUUAUACUUUAUGCCAAUGUGCUUUUCUCUAAUAUCAGUGCUCAAGACACAGUGAAGCAAAAAAAAAAAAAAUCCCUAAAUGAUGAUUAGAGACAUCACCACUAAAAGUCUACAUUUAUUAUCUAGUAUUUGUUAUAUGCAAAUAUUUUCUGCCUCUUCAUUUGUUCUGUUUAAAACAAUAAAGUGCAUUUGUAUAAAUAAUGCUUUAAAUGGAUAUGUUAUUAGAGCAGGUUUUUUCUUAAUUUUGGAAUAGCAAUGCAACUAAUCCUCAAGAUCUGGAAACUAAAAAUUUUUAUUUAAUCAGUCUGGACGAAGUGAGAAACAGCUAUAGUGUAUUUACUUAACAAGGAUUUGUGUAAUAAACUACAACUUUGGGGCUUAUAUACUAGAAAGAGCAGAAGUGACAAACAGGAGGAGUAAAUUAGCAGGUGAUGUGACUCAUUCCCCAGUUGAAGAAGUCUAAAUCUUAGAAGAUUCUAGCUGUUUGUGUAUCCUCUAAGAGGAUGAAACUGUUACAUGUGCAGGAAUACCAUAGGUCUAUUUUUCAUAUUCCAAAUCCCAAUAUAGAACAACAGGGUAAUGAGGCAGAGCUAGCUUUGGGGGGGUGCGUAGCCCAGUUCUUGCAUGAGGAAGCACUAACUAGAAGAGUAGAAGGUUCUUGGAGUAGAGCUGGGUUAUCACUAUUUUUGCCUGGUUUUCUAGAUCUGAAACGGUGAUAGUGUUGCUGAUUACAUUUGUUACUGUUGUAACUUAGGAAAGAUGCUGACUAGGGAGUCAGAUUCCAGUCUGCUGAGUUACAGGAAAAUGUCCAACGCUACUGAAUUAACUCAGCAAUAUCUGAAAAAAGAAAUCUAUGGUCUCAUUUUUGCUACUCACCAUAUGAUCAAUGGCACUGCCUUUCUGCUACAUUAUAGUUUUCUCAAAUCAGAUGACUCUAAGGGUUCUUAUGUAGAGCGCCACUUAAGGGAUCACAUGAAUUUCCUUUGAAUAAG
Messenger RNA from Talpa occidentalis (Iberian mole), 6058 nucleotides. It is a transcript of the gene VCL, whose product is annotated as vinculin. Gene Ontology annotation, biological process: cell adhesion. Gene Ontology annotation, molecular function: structural molecule activity; actin filament binding. NCBI's taxonomy places the organism in Eukaryota, Metazoa, Chordata, Mammalia, Eulipotyphla, Talpidae. Gene Ontology annotation, cellular component: actin cytoskeleton. The coding region runs from base 106 to 3306 and encodes 1066 amino acids. The record is from RefSeq and is a predicted model, not a curated record. The transcript is spliced from 21 exons.